Messenger RNA from Neoarius graeffei (lesser salmon catfish), 3655 nucleotides. RefSeq names its product oxysterol-binding protein-related protein 6-like. The transcript has 22 exons. NCBI's taxonomy places the organism in Eukaryota, Metazoa, Chordata, Actinopteri, Siluriformes, Ariidae. Gene Ontology annotation, cellular component: intracellular membrane-bounded organelle; perinuclear endoplasmic reticulum; cytosol. Gene Ontology annotation, molecular function: cholesterol binding. The record is from RefSeq and is a predicted model, not a curated record. The coding region runs from base 336 to 3020 and encodes 894 amino acids.
CAGCAGGAAUUCCAGUUAUUCAUGAUGCAGGGCGGAGCUACACUCAUCGUUUAAUAAUCAGCUCCUCAUAACAAUCCGUUAAACCCAGUUCCAAAGUGCUCUGGAGUCUCCUGUGUGAAGUUCCACCAAACGAAGACCAUCUGACUGUCACACUGAGGAUCAUUUAUACCAGGAUCAAUAACGUGUACAGGAGGAGGAGGAUGCAUCUUCCAGAAUGUUCCAGAUGAGCAGAUCGUUAAGUUUAUUUUAUUUAUUUGGUGUGAUGAGCUAGAAGGAAUCCAGAGUGGGUGAAUAAAUUGUGAUUGAAGUAUCCAAGCGGUGUUGAUUUAGAGAAGAUGGAUCAGCAGAGCGUUAAUCAGGCUGUGAUGGAUAAAUCUCCGCGCUCGGCGUUUAGACCGGGUCACUCUCGCAGCAACAGCACCGGAUCCUCACGGCAGAACUCCAGAGACUGGGAGGUGAUGACCGAUAUUGAGUCCAGCACAAUCAAUCGAGAUAAGAACAGCGUUCCAGGGAUUUGUGAAGGAUUCCUGAUGAAAAAGAGGAAGUAUCCACUUCAGGGUUGGCACAAGCGAUACUUUGUGCUGGAGAAAGGGAUCCUCAGAUACGCCAAAUCUCAGCAGGAUCUGAUGAGAGGGAAGAACCACGGCGCGCUGGACGUCAGCCUCGCUGUGAUGUCAGUCAACAAAAAGUCCAGAAGGAUCGACCUGGACACAGGAGAUUGCCUGUUUCACUUAAAGGCUAAAAACCAGGACAUCUUCUACAUCUGGAUGACCAAACUGACUGCUCACCGCAUUUAUAAGAAGAACGAGGCAAUGAGCAUCCAUCACGGCGUCCUGCAGGCACUCUCGUCCGUGGACAGCAGCACUUUACCCUCCGUGGCCAGUUUAGCUCAGAGGAACAGAGCCAUGAUGGACACGCUUCCUCAGUACCAGAGCUCGGUGUCUGUGUCCCAGCCCAGCACGCUGGGGUCGCCGUCUCUCGCCUCGCUGCGCACCAACCGUAAAGUCUCCGCCUGGCUUCAGCAAACGCAGCGAGCCGACGCAUGCCAGCAAGAGCUGGCCCGCUGUCAGCUGGACCUGGCUGAACUUGGGCGUCUGAUCCAGAUGUUGCAGUGUCUGGAAGGGGAUCUGCCCAUCACCAAUGUGGACCUGGAGAAGAGGAUCAGCAUGCAGAAUCUGACUCUGGAGAAGCCGAAGAGGAAAGGGGGGAAGGUUUGGGGACACAAUCGCACGAUGUCCCACGGCAUGCUUCCUGCCACUGGUCAUCUCGGUGUGUUUUCCGCGUCCUCUGGUCUCGGAGCGUCUCUUCAGUCCAUCCCGGAUUAUGUUUACACUCAGCUCUCCACUCCGAGCUGCACCUCACCUGAGGGAAAGAAACUCCAGCAGAACAUUUGCAUCAUGUCUCAGAGAGUCCACUCAUCUCUGAAGUCCAUCCACGAGGUGCUGAUGUUGGAGCAUGAGCGUCUCACACAAGUGUGGACCGGGCCAGACCUGCGUCAGUCCACCUCCGACCAGCUCGCCUCACUGUACAGCACGCUGUCUGAGCUCGAGCUACAGUCCCGUCACACUAAAGUCCACUCGGUGUCUCUGUCCUCUGAUUCCACUGAGGAGUCGUUCUGCACCGUACGACAGGAUCUGAGCUGUGAGACGCACAGCAGGCUGUCCGUUGCGGAGUCCAUGGCAGAGUAUUUCGACGCAAAGGAGGCGAUGGCGUCUGAGAGCCUAUCAGAAAAUGAGGGUUCUGAUGAGUCGGGACUGAGCGACAUCACCACGAGCAACUCCGAGCCUGAGGAGGGACAUGUGGGGGUAAGCAUGACGUACCGAAAGAGCGUGUCGAGCGCCCCGGACGUUCCUUCCAGCGUGCCGAAGGAGACGGGCCGGCGCACGGUUCUACCGGCACAGUCCUCUGAUAACAGCCACAUCGGUAUCCUGACCAUCCUCUACAACAACAUCGGGAAGGACCUGUCUCGCGUCUCCAUGCCCGUCGCUCUGAACGAGCCGCUCAGCUUGCUGCAGCGCGUCAGUGAGGAGCUCGAGUACUCAGAGCUGCUGGACAUCGCCAGCCGCAUCGACGACCCCUACCAGAGAAUGGUUUACGUGGCCGUGUUCUCCAUCUCGGGUUACGCCUGGGCCUCCUGGAGGAAUCGCUACAAGCCCUUUAACCCAGUGCUGGGAGAGACUUACGAGAGCGUCCGAGAGGAUCGCAGCUUCCGCUACGUUGCUGAGCAGGUGAGCCAUCACCCCCCUGUUUCUGCGUGCCACGCCGAGUCGGAGAACUUCACAUUUUGGCAAGAUCAGCGAUGGAAGAAUAAAUUCUGGGGUAAAUCUGUGGAGAUUGUCUCGACGGGGAUGGUGAACGUCGCACUGCCGAAAUCUGGAGAUCAUUACGAGUGGAAUAAAGCGGUGACCUGCAUCCACAAUGUGUUCAGUCAGCAGCGGUGGCUCGAGCACUACGGUGACGUCGUGAUCCGAAACCUCAACAGUGACGUCUGCUCCUGCAAAAUAACCUUCGUUAAGUCUCGCUAUGGUGCUGGAGAAAAAAACGAGGUCCAGGGUGUGGUUCUGGAUCAGUCAGGGAACGUGGUGCAUCGUUUCGGUGGCUCGUGGCACGAAGGCAUCUUCUGUGACACUCUACCCAACCCACAAUGCCUCUGGAAACCCAAUCCUCAGCCUGAAGAUUAUUUUGAGUAUUACGGGUUCUCUCGUUACGCCAGAGAACUUAACGAGCUCACACCAGAACUGAAGGACGUCCUGCCGCCUACAGACACGCGGUUCCGCCCAGACCAGAGGCUUCUUGAGGAGGGUAAAGUGGCUGAAGCAGAUAAGCGUAAGGACGAGGUGGAGGAGAAACAGAGGGAACGGAGGAAGGAACUGGCGAAGAGAGGAGAGGAACACAUCCCUCGUUUCUUCAGGAAAACUGAGGACGCUGCAGGACGAGAGGUUUGGAUCUCUAAUGGAACGUACUGGAGGAUCCGAGAGAAUCCUGGAUUUGCAAAUACAGAUAAUCUGGAGUUGUGGUGAAUGUAUUGGGUGUAGAAGGGUGUUGGUUUUUUUUUUUUUUAAACAAAUAAAGUGCAAUAUGUAUCGCUCCUGGUGAAUCCUCCUCUAUAGACUCUUGAAUGUUGAAUUGAUUCUGAUUCAUUUGAUUCGAACCACGUCGCUGACUCUGAGGUCUGGAGUAAGUGAUCAUUCUGAAAGGCACGACGAUGAGCCGCGAGUGUUCGUGGUGACGAUGCCUGUGAGGAGCGAGUGACUGCUGAGGUAUUUAUUUAUUUAGACGAUGCUCUUCGUUUUCUCUCUGCCCGUUAGUCAGUGUGGAGAAACUGAACGGUUUCUGUUCAAACUCUCGGCGCUCUUUAAAGCGUUUUAGUUGUUAAAUCCGAGGUGUUUUUUAUAUAUUAAAAAAAAACAUCCUGUACUAUGGGGGGGUUCACACUAGGGUCCUUUAACUCACAUGUGACUCGUGUGUGUGAUGAUGAUGCACAUUUGAACACGUCGGACCUUUCCCUGUUUCUCAGCACUGCUGAUUGUGUAAAUAGUGUGUGGUGUGUGUGUGUGUGUGUGGUGUGUGUGUUUUAGUGAAGAAUCUGACUGUAGAAAUGCCUUUGUAAUUGUACACUUUGAACUGAAUAAAAAUGAGGGGAAAUAAACUGUCA